GGUAAUAGUCAAACUUCGACUUUAUAAAGUAACAUGCCGCAUAAGCACAAAGCGACUCCUAAACGGGUCUUUAUCAACAACAUCGACUCGUAUUCCUCCAGGAACGUCGCCAAGUUCCUAUGUAAGGCCGUUCUAAACGCCAUGGAUGAAGAGGAGGAAGAGGAAGAGGAGGAAGGGGAGGAGGGUCACCUGAAUCAAGCCUUUCAGGUGGUUGGAACUGUCUCUAAUCUGUCUGAUGAGCUCCCGCCUCACAUCUUGGAGGAAUAUUGUCAUCCUGGAAAGGAAGAACUGCUGUCAAAGCUGAUGGAGUGUCAAGUUAUCAUCUACAACAUUAGCCAGGAUGCCGAUCAGGUGGAGGAAGCUUCCUGGGCUGUUAAAGCCCUCCAUGAUCACAGAGAGGAUUUUACCAGUCCAAAGAUCUUUAUCCUCAUCUCCACUGUGAUGACGUGGGCCAACAGUAUACCACUGGAUCCAGAAGACCCGGAGCUUCCCUUCACUGAUGAGAUUUUCUACUGCAGAAAAGCUCAUCCCAGCUUCAAAAAGCACAUCGACCUGGAGAAAGUAGUGGUGAAAGUCGGCAAAUCUAACAGAGAGAUCUUCUCCACCUAUGUGGUGGCAUCCGGCCUGCAGUACGGAAUGGGGGAAGGGAUCUUCCACUUCUUCUUCAAGGAGUCGUGGCUGGGAGAGGCAUCUGCAAUAUCCAUAUAUGGAGAUGGAAAGAACAUCAUUCCCACCAUCCACGUCACCGAUCUGGCCAGCGUGGUCCAGAAUGUGAUCCAACACCAGCCCAGACCCUACUACCUGCUGGCUGUGGACUUGUCAAACAACAGCAUGGAGGAGUUGGUGAAGAUUAUUGCCACUGUAGUGGGACCUGGUAACACCGUGAACAGGCCCUUUGAGGACAUCUACCUCAACCCAGAGUUAACUGUGACGGAGAUCGAGUCCCUCCAGGUCAACCUUCGGAUGGAGGCGGUAAACGUUGAAAACCUGUUCUCCAUACACUGGCACUGUGAGAGUGGUCUGGUGGACAAUGUGGACCUGGUGGUGGAGGAGUAUCGACUGUCUCGAGGGCUUCUGCCUCUCCGGGUGUGCAUCCUGGGUCCUCCCGCAGUGGGGAAGACUACCUUGUCUUCACAGAUCUGUAAACACUACAAACUCCAUCACAUUUCUUUAAGGGACACCAUCUAUAAGGCCAUGGCAGAACUGGAAGGCAUUGUGAAGAACCCAGAUCCGGAUGCUGAGGAAGUCGCAGCAGAGGCUCAAGAGCUGCUAAACACCUUGAAUGAGUCCAUGGAUAGUGAAGAUAUUUCAGAGGAGCAGCUCAAGGUCUUGAGGGACAAAAUGACGUCCAACCAAUGCAGAAACCAGGGUUACGUCCUUGAUGCUUUUCCCAACUCGUACAAGCAAGCCGAGGACCUGUUUGAAGACGAGCAGGAAGAGUUCUCCGAAAAGUUCACACCAGAGUUUGUGUUGGUUCUGGACGCCACCGAAUCCUUCCUGACAGACCGAGUGAUCAACCUCCCCGAGGAAACGGUACAAGACCUCGGCUACGAGCCGGAGAAGUUCCUAAGCCGGCUGGCCAUCUACAGAGAAAACAUGCAGGAGGAAAAGUCGGUUCUCAACUAUUUUGAGGAGCUGGAUAUCAUCCCUGUGCUCUUGGAGGCCACAAAUGGCGAAGAACCCGCCACCUCGCUCCUGAUGCGUAAGAUCUUCACCACAAUGGGCCCCCCUAGAACAUACAGUCCCAGCCCUCAGGAAGUGGAGGAGGAGGAAAGGAGAAUAGCAGAAGAGAAGAUGAAGAAAGAGGCAGAGGAGAGGGCUGUGGAGGCGCGAAAAGAGGAGGAAGAGGCCAGGAGCAGGGCUGCACGCUGGGAGGAGUGGACUCAGAGUUCAGAGGAGGUGAGGAUGCUGGAGGAGCUGCACAUGGCCAACCUGACUGACCAGAUGAGAAGCUAUCUGAUGAAGAGCGUCAUGCCAACGCUGGGAAAGGGUCUGAUCGAGUGCUGCAGAACGCAGCCGGCGGAGCCCCUGGACUUCCUGGCGGAGUUCCUGUUCCGGAACAACCCGCAUGACCACCCCCCGAGUGGCGAGGACUCAUCCGAGAACCCUGAUUUUCCUGCGCUGUUUGAUUAAACUGAGCAUUUAUUUGUUGAGGGAAACCUGGUUGAGUCGCUGUGUUUUUCUCCCACUGGAUGUGAGCAGUGUUUGGACUCUUGAGUACCGGCCGUGACUGCAAAACAACCAUUUCAACGUGUGCAUGAAUCCAGGAGCUCAUUAGAAAGUUAAUUUGUUUAAUGAACUCAGGAGCAACGACGCUCCAGUCAUCGCCGCUCGGAUUUGGCUGCAGAUAUCUGGGACGGAGAAACGGUGCAAAAGGCAGCUAAUUUGCAGGUCUCUGGAGUUCCCACUCACAGCUCCAAAGUGUUCAUAAUUAGCCGUAUCAGAAGCCCAAAUAAUUUCAUUGAACAUAAUCGCUACGCUGGGAAAUUAGAGAGAAACACUGUGACAAACAACACAACAUGAAGAGAAAAGAGCAAUUCACUUUCUGUAAUAAAUAUGUUGGCACAAUGUU
Molecule: messenger RNA, 2572 nt
Organism: Poecilia latipinna (sailfin molly)
Lineage: Eukaryota; Metazoa; Chordata; Actinopteri; Cyprinodontiformes; Poeciliidae
Gene: ak7b
Product: adenylate kinase 7b
Exons: 18
Coding region: 34-2133 (699 amino acids)
Biological process (GO): nucleobase-containing compound metabolic process
Molecular function (GO): nucleobase-containing compound kinase activity; ATP binding
Source: RefSeq, a predicted model, not a curated record